This is a messenger RNA of Echinococcus granulosus, 297 nucleotides long. RefSeq lists its product as hypothetical. NCBI's taxonomy places the organism in Eukaryota, Metazoa, Platyhelminthes, Cestoda, Cyclophyllidea, Taeniidae. Bases 1 to 297 code for a protein of 98 amino acids. The record is from RefSeq and is a predicted model, not a curated record. The transcript has 3 exons.
AUGGCUUUCGAGGUCUUUCAGAAGGGCUUGGAAUCUACCAAAAUGGCUUGGAGGCCAGACCACCCAGCAAAGUUACAACGGCACGUGGCCACUUCAGUCCCUGAGGUUUGCAGACUCUAUCUGGUAGCGCACGCCUCUGGCCAGGCACACAGCCUCCCAGAUCAUCUGCACGAAGACAGCGACUGCUCUUUGCACAAACCGCCUGACGCUCUGCGUGCUAACAGUAAACGCUCUUAUGGUCCCGCAGAUUCUGCUGUAACUUUGGCCAGGGCUCGAGUUGCUUCACUUGCAAAGUGA